Messenger RNA from Propithecus coquereli (Coquerel's sifaka), 1494 nucleotides. Its product is annotated as leucine-rich repeat-containing protein 37A-like. The record is from RefSeq and is a predicted model, not a curated record. Lineage: Eukaryota; Metazoa; Chordata; Mammalia; Primates; Indriidae.
AUGCACACCAGCACUGAGCUGACUAUUGAGCCAGAGGCACCCUCAGAGAAAAAUGGCAUCAGCUUCUCAGGCUUCGCGAACGAGCAGCUGGACUUCAAUGACGAAGGCGACGUUAUUAGUGCACUAAGUUACAUAUUGCCUUACUUCUCAGAGGGAAAUCUAGAAGAUGUAGAAUCGACGUUAUUACUGUUGAUUAAACUGCUUUUUUCAAACAUACAACAUGGAGACAAGCCCCUGAGUCAUCUGAAAAACAAUACAAAGACCCCCUCUCUUGAACCUGCAGCCAAUAAUUCAACUUACACAAAUAAACUGAGGAAACUCUAUUUUCUGGAAAAUUUGUUAGAUGCAGAAAUUCAAGAAUAAAUCAAUGAGGUUAAAAAGAAAGAAAAAACAGCCAUGCUUAUGCAGUCUAGACCUGGUCCGAAAUUGAAACGCCAAAUCUUUCCCCAAAAAUUGGAAACUGCUGAACCACAGGAAAACAGCCUGGCAGAGAUUGAGGGUGUAGGGAAAAGGCGGCAGAGGAUGAAGAUAGUCCUCAAGGGGCCCAAGGGCAUAAGGAAAAAGCUCUUUGAAGAGGAGACAAUCAGGAGGAAGCAGAAUGCCUGGCCCAUUGCAAAGAAAAUUGCCGAAGCGAGAAGGCUUGGGAGACCAGUCCCGAGUCAACUGGAACAGCUUCACGCGGUGCAGAGGCCCAAGAAGUUUGUGGGAAGCUCCUUCCACACCACACCUUCGUUAACAGAGGAGCACAAGGUAGCUGUCUCUUCUUUACUGAAACGGGUCUCAGUGGGCGUGCCUUCUGCUCCCACCACUGCAAAACCCCCACCUAAGGUCAAAAACAAAUCAAAAGACUUGGCUGACACCAUUGUUGUUUUAGAAGACACAAAUGCUAGAGUUAAAAGUAUGGAGGCUGCUAAGCCAAUUGUACAUUCCAGAAAAAAAUACCACUUUCAUAAAACUCAUUCCCACGUGGCCCAUAGAACACUCAAGACCAAACUAAUUCAAGAGGUCAAAAAGGAAAGUUUGCUCAAAAGACUGAUAUUUGCAAACAGGCCUCCAUUCUCUCCAAUAAGGAGCCUCAUAAAUUCCCCUUCACGUGAAGCUUUUUCAUCUUCAGGAGACCCGAGUCCGCAGGAGAAUGCUUUUCCAGAAUUAUUUGCUCUUUCAGAACUUUCUACAGAAAACACUGGUACAUCCCCUGAAGGAAAUACUUUUGAAGAAAACAUCUCUGUAGAAAGCACUGCUGUGCCCAAAGAAACUAUCCGAGAAAACAUCUCUGUGGAAAGCACUGCUGUGCCCAAAGGAACUAUCCCUGAAAGCACAACCUACAAGAAUCCUUCCGCUACAGAGUCCACUGGGGCUGCAUUCAGCAUAAUGCCAACUGUCAAACGAAACAAUGAAACCCAGUGGGAAUACCACAACACAGGCCCUACCUUCUCAUCCUAUUGGUUUUGGGGACCCCACUCUCUAUUCCUUUUAUCUCAACCUCACAGAAUU